AUGUCAGACGCACCAUUAUACUCUCCGCUUCCGCACCAACGAGCCAUCCGCUUAUUGCGCAUCGAAUCAGGAACCGGCGAAGAAGGCAUACAGACCACUCUCGAAACUUUCGACCUCGACUCAAAAACACAAUUCACUGCGCUCUCAUAUGUCUGGGGCAAUGGAGCAUCGCAACGCGAGAUCAUAUGCAAUGGGCAUAAAAUGUUGAUUACGCGCAAUCUCUGGGGUGUCUUAGCGCAACUACAGAAACAGCGUUUUGAUUGCUUACUGUGGGUAGACGCUAUAUGCAUCAAACAAAAGGACAAAGAAGAGAAGAGCUUUCAAGUGCCUAUGAUGAGAGACAUCUACAAGAGCGCCACAAAGGUCAUAUUCUGGCUCGGAGAACAAGAACGCUACGAUGAAGCUGCUAUUGAUCUGAUGAGAAGCUUCUCCAAGAGGAUUCCGAAUCGACCAGAUUUGGAACGACAUCGAGUGACGACUCUGAAGGAGAUGGGCCUUUCUUCCCUUGAUCACGGUUGGGCUGGAUGGGCCUCCCUGUGUUGUCGCCCGUGGUUCGGACGUGUUUGGAUCGUACAAGAGUUCUUGAAUGCGAAGAGAUCCGCAUUUAUGUCCGGUGCAUUGGAGAUUCCAACUGAACUGCUAGUGCAUUUCGGAUACGCUACGGGAGUGUGUGUUGCAAUCGGAGAGGCUGUUGCAAGGCACAAGAUGGACGCUCAUGAUAUCAAAAGAGCCAUCUUGAGAAUUCAAGCUUUGGGAAUAUAUCAGUCCGGCUAUGAUGUUCGUGUAUUUAGUCUAUGGUGCAGGAGCCAGCGACUGGAAGCCACAGAUCCUCGAGACCGAAUUUUCGCACUCUUGUCGACACAAACGGCAGUAAAUAUGGACAUGAUCGAUUAUCGUAAGGAUGAAGCGACCGUCUAUACAGAGAUUGCAACAAAGGCCCUCAACAUACCAGUUCCAAAGAUCAUAUCUACUGGAAAGACUGUGUACACAUCAAAGCACCAAAUUUAUGAGAAUGACAUGCGCAGAGUAAGCAGGUUUUUAGCUUGCAAAUUUCGCUCCUCACAAUCAUCGAAUCUACCAAGCUGGGUGCCGGACUGGAAGCCUAGUGGAUUCAAUUUUGUUCCCUUGACGCGCUAUUAUUAUGGCACUACAAUUUUCGCAAACUCUUCUCAUCACGCUAUCGUUGAAGACAAGGUGAGCUUUCUCUUGAGUUUCUUGCGCGAAAGAGCUAACUUUCCAGACGUUGUCUAUACCAGGGAUUUUCUGGGACGAGCCUGA
Messenger RNA from Alternaria arborescens, 1278 nucleotides. RefSeq lists its product as hypothetical. The transcript has a single exon. The coding region runs from base 1 to 1278 and encodes 425 amino acids. Lineage: Eukaryota; Fungi; Ascomycota; Dothideomycetes; Pleosporales; Pleosporaceae. The record is from RefSeq and is a predicted model, not a curated record.